Molecule: messenger RNA, 1011 nt
Organism: Morchella sextelata
Lineage: Eukaryota; Fungi; Ascomycota; Pezizomycetes; Pezizales; Morchellaceae
Exons: 3
Coding region: 1-1011 (336 amino acids)
Cellular component (GO): mitochondrion
Source: RefSeq, a predicted model, not a curated record
AUGAUACUAUCACGCCAGCUUCCCCGCUCCCUCACGCGGACAAGCAUCACCGCCGCCGUCACUCGCCCCCUCACCACCUCCGCCCUGCUGCAAUCCACAAAGAUCCCCACCCUCGCCAGCAUAACCCACAGCGAAGAGUCCACCACCGACUUCAAAACACGAGUGUCCGCCUUCCGCAAGCAGCUCCGCGCCAACAAGAAGAAUGCCGAGUCCCAGACGCUCGCCUCCGCCGGCGCCGCCGACGGCGACCACCACCACCACGAGAAGAGCGGCAUCGUAAAGAGCAUCCUGUAUGGGUCUGAGCAGGGGCAGAAAGAGGAGCGUGAGAUGGAGCAGAGCUAUGGAAAGGUGCUCGCGAGGGGGAAGUAUGUGCAUGCCAUCGAGUUCCACCGUGUGAAGCCGGACAAGGUGGCAGAGUACAUUGAGCUGGUGGGACAGGAGUAUCCGAAGGUUGCGGGGGAGAGAGAGAAUAGCUGCCAUUUGGUGGGCAGCUGGAAGACGGAGAUUGGGGAUUGUGAGACGUUUGUCCAUAUCUGGGAAUAUCAAGGAUACGCCGGAUACCACCAAACCCACUCCCGCCUCUCCCACUCCCCCUCCUGGGAAAAGUUCCAACGCGAGCUCCCCAAGUACCUCACCUCCCGCCGCACCGACCUCAUGCAGGAGUUCUCCUUCUGGCCCACCACGCCCCCGCGCGCCCUCGGCGGUAUCUUCGAGCUCCGCACCUACACCCUUCGGCCCGGCAACCUCCUCGAAUGGGAGACACACUGGCGGCGCGGGCUGCAGGCGCGCAAGAACGUAAUGGAGGGCGUCGGUGCUUGGUUCUGCCAGGUCGGCAGCCUCAACACGGUGCACCACUUGUGGCAGUUUGCAGAUUUGCGGGAGCGCCAGGUGGGGAGGGAGCAGAGCUGGAAUGAGAGGGGUUGGAGCGACACGGUGCAUAAGACGGUGCCGCUGAUUAGUAAGAUGGAGAGUAGAAUCUUGGUUCCGUUGCCGUGGAGUCCGGUUAGUUAG